AUGAACAAAUUUCUGAUAUUUUUACUCAAGAAAUUUAUAUCUUUCGAUAUAUAUGGGCACCAAAUUAAACUACUUUACAAGGGAAGAAAUACUAAAAAUACAUUAUUAGGUGCAUUUUUCAGUUUCCUCACAUUCGCUCUUAUCAUUCUGUACUUUGGACAGCAGCUCUAAGAUCUAUUUGACAAUAAAAACACGGUUAAAGCUCUUACAUACGACAUAGUUACAAAUAAGCUGUUUAAGAAAAUUUCGAAUAACAGUUUGGACUUGGCCGUCUCAAUUAACCGAUACGAUAGCUACCUGAAAACUGUGAUAGAUGAAUAAGUUUUUUCUCUCGAGGUAGUUAAUUUCGUUGACAAUGAUGAUCGAGUGAAUUUCUAGUAAAUUCAACUUAAUUUGGAGAAAUGCUCUUCUUCAAGGUUUUUUAACGAAUUUGAAUUUCAAAACAUAUUAGAAGUAAAUAAAUAAAAUGGCUACGAGACUUAUUGCUUGGACUUUGAGAAAGACUUUAUAGUCUCUUAGAAAUCAAAAGCAUCUUUAGUAUUCUAUGUAACUGCCUGCAACGAUACAUUAUUACAACAAAAAUAUCCUAGUAUGGAAUGUGAAAAGAAUAAGACUAUAAUCAACUAAAUUCUCAAGGAAACUCAAAUAGAGAUGAUUAGGACCAACAUGCAGUUUGAUAAAGAAGACAAUACAGUAUACCCAAUUAUCACACUAGUUAAGGAUGAGUAUUUUGAUUUGCAAUCAACAGAGGAGACAGUUAUUGUAGAUUAUGAAAUUUAAGAAAAUCAUGUUAAGGGCUCAUCUUCAAGGAUCCACGAAUCAUUGUAUGAGUUUAAGCAUGAUUACUUCUCUACGAUAGGGAAAUAACAAUAUAAAACUGCAAUUACAAAUGAUGCAUUCAUCUAGUUCACCUUUUAUUUGAGUGAUGAAGAAAAAAGCUUUGAGAUAAUACCUAUUAAUUUCCUUUAAGUACUUUCUAAUGUUGGAGGAUUGGUAUAAAUAGUCACAGUGUUGGUUACUUUCAUGAUUGGGCCACUGCAGGAGUUUUUCUUUUUCCAGAGUCUAAUUAAGAAAAUAUUCUUAACUCAGAAGCACAAUGAAAAAGAGAAGAUCGGUGAUAAGUAGGAGAAGAAAAAGAGUUAUAACUUGGAAAGUGCUUAGCCUAGAAAUUACUUAAGAAUGGUUCUGGAGUUAAGAAGUCGAUAUAGAUUCUAUUAUAACAACAGGGAAGCAUUUAAUGAUAAGUUCUUUUUCUUAUGUAAUUUGAAGAAGAAAAAUCAAAGGCUCAGAAAACAGUUAUUUGAUCAUGGUGAGGAAAAGAUUAGAAGCAGUCUUGAUGUUGUAAAAAUCAUCAAGAAUAUGAGAGAAUUAAAAAUGGUCUCACAUCUAAUUUUACUUAAAUUUCAAAGAAGUUUGCUGCCUUACUUGCAAAAGUACUUAAUAGAAUCCAGCUUUUAAAGAAUGCAAGAGAAUAUUAAAAAGCGUUAAAGUGUAUUCAAAGAAGAAGAGACUGAUAGAACUGCAUCAAGAAGAUAAGAAGAAGUUAUGGACUCUCUAACCGCUAUUAUGUUAGAACUAUUCGCAGAUAGCAAGUAGCCCUAAAAUAUUUAUAAUCAGAUUCUGAUUGACAAUAUAUUUAUACCCGAUGCUCGCAAAUAGAAUUCAGUAAUUUCAGAAUUUAAAGAAAAGAAAAUGAAUUUCAAGAUAUAUGAUGAAUUUCAUUUAAGUGAAAACUUAAAUUUCAAAACAGACCAGAACUUUUUCACACCUGAUGAAUCGUAUCAGCUUGUUGGAGAUGAAUCUGAUAAGCAGAAUUUAAAAGUAAUAUAGAAAGGGAAUCUUAAGUAAUAAGAUAUCGAUCAGGAAUUCUAUAGAGAGUGGGAAUGA
Molecule: messenger RNA, 1887 nt
Organism: Stylonychia lemnae
Lineage: Eukaryota; Ciliophora; Spirotrichea; Sporadotrichida; Oxytrichidae
Source: the annotation of a GenBank genome assembly